Messenger RNA from Kogia breviceps (pygmy sperm whale), 1190 nucleotides. NCBI's taxonomy places the organism in Eukaryota, Metazoa, Chordata, Mammalia, Artiodactyla, Physeteridae. The record is from RefSeq and is a predicted model, not a curated record.
AUUCACUGAAGGCAUGAAUUUCAACCAUGCCUGAACCGGGACAUCCAUCUGAGCCAGAGAAGGACAUGCUUCUCCUCCCUCUCUCCCUGCUGACCCUGCUCUCACAGCCCCCAGGGUCUCUGGGGGCAGAAAUGAAGACCUAUACCCAGAAAACAGUGGCCAACGCCUGCACCCUGGUCAUGUGUAGCCCCCCGGAGAACGGCCUGCCUGGUCGUGAUGGACAAGAUGGGAGAGAAGGCCCCCAGGGCGAGAAGGGGAAUCCAGGUCUACCAGGACCUGUAGGAGGAGCAGGGAUGCCUGGACCAGCUGGCCCAGUUGGACCCAAAGGGGACAAUGGCUCUGCUGGAGAACCUGGGCCAAAGGGAGACACUGGACCAUCUGGGCCUCCAGGACCUCCAGGUAUGCCUGGUCCAGCUGGAAGAGACGGUCCCUCAGGGAGGCAGGGGAGCAUAGGACCUGCAGGUGUACCAGGCCCCAAAGGUGAGACUGGACCCAGUGGAGAAGUGGGUGCCACAGGCAUGCAGGGCUCCCCAGGGACAAGAGGCCCCGCAGGUCUUAAAGGAGAGAGAGGUGCCCGCAGACGCGGAGCCCCUGGAAGUGCUGGGGCAGCAAGGCCUUCUGGAGCCGUGGGUCCACAGGGACCUGCAGGUGCCAGGGGCCUCCCAGGGCUGAGGGGGGACAGAGGUGCUCCUGGAGAAAGAGGAGCGAAGGGAGAUAGUGGACUCCGAGACAUCACUGUUCUCCGGCAGCGGGUGGAGACCUUACAGGGACAGCUACAAUGCCUCCAGAAUGCUUUCUCUCAGUAUAAGAAAGUGGAGCUCUUCCCCAGUGGCCAGGGUGUCGGGGAGAAGAUCUUCAAGACAGGAGGUUUUGAAAAAACUUUUCAGGAUGCACAGCAGGUAUGCACACAGUCCGGGGGACAGAUGGCCUCCCCACGCUCUGCAGCCGAGAACGAGGCCUUGAGACACCUGGUCACAGACCAGAGCAAGGCUGCUUUCCUGAGCAUGACCGACGACAAGAAGGAAGGCAGUUUCACCUACCCCACAGGGGAGCCCCUGGUGUAUUCUAACUGGGCCCCAGGGGAGCCCAACAACGACAGAGGCGCAGAGAACUGUGUGGAGAUCUAUACCAAUGGCAAGUGGAACGACAUGGCCUGUGAAGAACAGCGCCUCGUGAUCUGCGAGUUCUGA